Zonotrichia leucophrys gambelii is the source of this 1597-nucleotide messenger RNA. RefSeq names its product leptin (gene LEP). Gene Ontology annotation, cellular component: extracellular region. NCBI's taxonomy places the organism in Eukaryota, Metazoa, Chordata, Aves, Passeriformes, Passerellidae. Gene Ontology annotation, biological process: signal transduction. The record is from RefSeq and is a predicted model, not a curated record. The transcript is spliced from 3 exons. The coding region runs from base 748 to 1371 and encodes 207 amino acids. Gene Ontology annotation, molecular function: hormone activity.
GGGUCCCUGCGGGUUCUCUGUCCCGGGCCUGGCUGGCACCGAAGCCCCGGGGGCUCUGGGCACCCCCUUGUCCCCGUCAUUGUCCCCCCGGCCCCUGCUGUCCCCGAGGUGGUGGCAGUGCCCCCCGGCCGUGUCCCCCGGCCCGCGGGGACACCGUGGGUGCCCCAGGGGCCCGCGGGCCGCCCCCGCCGCGGCCGGUGUGCUGGUGGCACCGGCGGGGUCCCCGUGCCCCUCCGUCACCGGCACCGUCUCGUUCCAGGCUCAGCGAGGGCGUGCGAGGCUCCGGUGAGUGGCACUGUCCCCGUGUCCCCUCGGUGUCCCCCUGUCCCCGCGUCACCAGCACAGCCCCGUCUUCCCCCAUCCCUGUGUCCCCCCCUCCCGUGUGCCCCUCAUUCCUGUGUCACCCGUGUCCCCCUGUCCUCUGCACCCCCAGGUCCCCUCCACCCGUGUGUCCCCUCCAUCCCUGUGUCACCCGUGUCCCCCUGUCCUCGCACCCCAGCUCCUCCGUGUCCCCCCAGUGUCCAUCCCGCGCCCCCAGGGAGGUGACACAGCCUCGGGGACCCAACGCCACCGUGUCCCUCCCGUCCCCGCUCUGUCACUGUCGCUGUCACUGUCCCCGCGUGGUCAGGGCCAGGCCGCGGUGGUGGCGCUGGUGACAGGAGCCAAAGGGCUCCGGGAAGGCGUCAGGGACACGGCCCGGGCGCACGUGCCAGCGGGGACACGGUGCCACCGUGCCGAGCGCCCCGCAUGUCCCUGCGCGCUGUCCCGGUGACACCGGCGCUGCCCCGGCACGGGGGUGACCCGGGCGGUUUCGGUGACAGCCGUGUCCCCUCCGCAGAGGCCGCGGGCGGGAUGCGGGGUCCCGGCGUGUCCCUGUGCGCGCUGCUGUGCCUGGCCGUGGCCGUGGCCGUGCCGGUGGGCGGGGGUCGCCCCGUGCGGCUCGAGAGGGUCCGGGCGGACGCGCGGGCCCUGACCCGGACCCUGAGCACGCGCCUGCAGCAGCUCCAGCUGUUCCCGCUGACCCUGCGCAUCUCGGGCCUGGAGGGGGUCCCGGAGGGGGCGCUCCCGGACGGGGCGCCGCCCCCGGGGCUGGGCUGGGCGGCGCAGCGGCUCCAGCUGUUCCAGCGGCUGCUGGCGGCGCUGCCCGGGCCCGACGUGCGCCUGGCGCAGGUGAGCAACGACCUGGAGAACCUGCGCAGCCUGCUGGGCGUGCUGGGCGCGCUGCUGGGCUGCCCCGCGCCCCCCGCGCCCCCCGCGGCCCCCGCCCCGCACGGCGAGGCCCCGCACACGCUGGCCGGGGUGGCCCUGGCGCGGCUCCGCGGCUGCCUGGACGGCGUCGCCGCCCGCCUCGAGGGGGUCCCCGCGUGCUAGGGACCCCCGGGACCGCCCCAGGACACGGGGACACGGCCGGGACCUCAGCGGGGCUCAGCAGGACCCGCAGACAGGACCAGGAGCUCACUGGGGACACCACGAGUGGCCCCGGGCACUGGAGCGACUCCUGCUGCUGCCAGCACCUUUUUCUACAUUACUGUUAUUAUUAUUAUUACUGUUACUGUUAUUAUUAAUUUAUUUAACUUAAAGCCCCUUUUCCAGCAGC